Cornus florida is the source of this 2868-nucleotide messenger RNA. RefSeq names its product cell division cycle protein 48 homolog. Gene Ontology annotation, biological process: autophagosome maturation; retrograde protein transport, ER to cytosol; mitotic spindle disassembly. Gene Ontology annotation, molecular function: ATP binding; ATP hydrolysis activity; polyubiquitin modification-dependent protein binding. The coding region runs from base 189 to 2606 and encodes 805 amino acids. NCBI's taxonomy places the organism in Eukaryota, Viridiplantae, Streptophyta, Magnoliopsida, Cornales, Cornaceae. Gene Ontology annotation, cellular component: nucleus; VCP-NPL4-UFD1 AAA ATPase complex; cytosol. The record is from RefSeq and is a predicted model, not a curated record. The transcript is spliced from 9 exons.
AAAAGUAACAAGUGAAGCAAACCUUUUCUUUCCAAACAAGAAACGGAGCAAGUUGUCGCUAUAAAUACUCCAUCCCCAAUCCUCGGAUCCCCAUACCAUACUCUUUCCUUUUCCUCUGUACAACUUCCUUUCCUCUGCAAAACUCUCCCUAUUCUUCUGCAUCCGAUCGUUCUUCGUCUAGAAGAAGCAUGAGUAACCAAGCUGAAUCGUCCGAUGCUAAGGGGACCAAGAGGGAUUUUAGUACUGCGAUUCUCGAACGCAAGAAGGCGGCCAAUCGGCUCGUCGUCGAUGAAGCAGUCAACGAUGAUAAUUCCGUCGUUGCUCUGCAUCCCGAUACAAUGGAGAAGCUUCAGCUAUUCCGCGGUGACACGAUCUUAAUCAAGGGCAAGAAAAGGAAAGAUACAAUCUGCAUUGCCCUUGCUGAUGAAACCUGUGAUGAACCAAAGAUUAGGAUGAACAAAGUUGUUAGAUCAAACCUGAGGGUCAGGCUUGGGGAUGUAGUUUCUGUGCAUCAGUGUGCCGAUGUCAAAUAUGGGAAGCGUGUCCACAUUCUCCCUGUGGAUGAUACCAUUGAAGGGGUCACUGGGAAUCUGUUUGAUGCGUACUUGAAACCUUAUUUCCUAGAGGCAUACCGCCCAGUGAGGAAGGGCGACCUCUUUCUUGUAAGGGGAGGAAUGAGAAGUGUGGAAUUCAAAGUUAUUGAGACUGAUCCACCAGAGUACUGUGUGGUUGCCCCCGACACUGAGAUCUUCUGCGAGGGAGAGCCUGUGAGAAGGGAGGAUGAGGAUAGAUUAGACGAGGUUGGUUAUGAUGAUGUUGGUGGUGUCCGUAAACAGAUGGCACAGAUUCGGGAGUUGGUGGAGUUGCCAUUGAGGCAUCCACAACUCUUUAAAUCAAUUGGUGUGAAACCACCUAAAGGGAUUUUGUUAUAUGGACCUCCAGGAUCUGGAAAGACUUUAAUAGCAAGAGCUGUUGCUAAUGAAACUGGUGCUUUUUUCUUUUGUAUAAAUGGACCGGAGAUCAUGUCAAAGUUGGCUGGAGAGAGCGAAAGCAAUCUCAGGAAAGCAUUUGAGGAAGCAGAGAAGAAUGCUCCAUCCAUUAUUUUUAUUGAUGAGAUUGAUUCUAUUGCUCCCAAGCGAGAGAAAACUCAUGGAGAAGUUGAGAGGAGGAUUGUUUCCCAGCUUUUGACUCUUAUGGAUGGUCUUAAGUCCCGUGCUCAUGUUAUUGUCAUUGGUGCCACAAAUCGUCCCAACAGCAUUGACCCUGCCCUGAGAAGGUUUGGUAGAUUUGAUAGGGAAAUAGAUAUUGGUGUUCCAGAUGAGGUUGGGCGUCUUGAGGUUCUUCGCAUCCAUACGAAGAACAUGAAGCUCGCUGAAGAUGUUGAUUUAGAAAAAAUUGCCAAAGACACACAUGGAUAUGUUGGCGCUGAUUUAGCAGCUUUGUGCACUGAGGCUGCACUCCAAUGCAUCAGAGAGAAGAUGGACGUGAUUGACUUGGAAGAUGAGUCCAUAGAUGCUGAGAUACUCAACUCUAUGGCUGUUUCGAAUGAGCACUUCCAAACUGCUCUUGGAACAAGCAAUCCAUCUGCUCUGCGAGAAACAGUUGUUGAAGUGCCCAAUUGCAAUUGGGAAGAUAUCGGAGGCCUUGAGAAUGUCAAGCGGGAGCUUCAAGAGACCGUUCAAUAUCCUGUGGAGCAUCCUGAGAAGUUUGAGAAGUUUGGUAUGUCACCCUCAAAGGGAGUUCUUUUCUAUGGCCCACCAGGAUGUGGGAAAACUCUUCUGGCCAAGGCUAUUGCCAAUGAAUGUCAGGCAAACUUUAUCAGUAUCAAGGGUCCUGAAUUGCUUACCAUGUGGUUCGGGGAGAGUGAGGCCAAUGUUAGAGAAAUAUUCGACAAGGCUCGUGGAUCUGCUCCUUGUGUCCUAUUCUUUGAUGAGCUCGACUCAAUUGCUACCCAGAGGGGAAGCAGUGUAGGAGAUGCUGGAGGAGCUGCUGAUAGGGUUUUGAAUCAACUCCUGACUGAAAUGGAUGGAAUGUCUGCCAAGAAAACUGUUUUCAUUAUUGGAGCCACCAACAGGCCAGAUAUUAUUGAUCCUGCACUUUUGCGGCCUGGCCGUCUUGAUCAAUUGAUUUAUAUCCCUUUGCCUGAUGAAGAUUCUCGGCAUCAGAUUUUCAAGGCUUGCCUUAGGAAAUCUCCUGUUUCCAAAGAUGUAGACCUGAGAGCCCUUGCCAAGUACACCCAAGGCUUCAGUGGUGCCGAUAUUACGGAAAUAUGCCAACGUGCCUGCAAAUAUGCCAUAAGGGAGAACAUUGAGCAGGACAUCGAGAGGGAGAGGAGGAGAAGGGAUAAUCCCGAGGCUAUGGAGGAGGAUGUAGAAGAUGAGGUGGCGGAGAUCAAGGCCGCUCAUUUUGAGGAAUCAAUGAAGUAUGCGCGUAGGAGUGUGAGUGAUGCUGACAUUCGCAAGUACCAGGCGUUUGCUCAAACAUUGCAGCAGUCUAGAGGGUUCGGUACCGAAUUCCGAUUCUCAGAGACCAGUGCAGGGACUACUGGAACUGACCCUUUUGCAGCCUCUGCUGGUGGGGCUGACGAAGAUGACCUAUAUAGUUAGGUUAUUUGUAUCUGGCUUUUCUCUUCUUUUGUGUCCACUUUUCUUUCUAUUUCUUCAAUUGUAUGUUACUUCCUGUGUCAUGGGGUAAAAGCCUUCAAGAGAUUAUUAUCAUCAAACUCAGGGCUUCUGGCUUUUGGCCGGUGGAUGACUCCUGGUUCCGGGUUAAAUCUAAAACACUAUUUGUUGUCCUGAAGGUUAUCAUGGAUGGGUGGAAGUUAUUUAUGUAAGUUAAAGUUAAGUUAUCCGAGUUUAUGUUUACUAA